AAGCCAAUGAGAGAGUGAGUGAGAGUGGAGUUGAGAGAAAGAAAAAUAUUGUAUGAAAAAUAAUUGGAGCUUCUCCCGCUGCCUGCCGCUGCCUGUUAGUCUAUCAAAGAUAUCCAGACCCUGGCAUUCAGAGCGAUUCACUUGGGCCUAUCUUUACCGUUUGCCAAUCACUAGCUGGUAUCCUCUUCAUUCUUUCCGCACUCAACCUGUGUACCUUGUUGAAAGCCGCCAUCUCUCUGUUUUAAACUUGAGGCUUUUGUGUGGUUACAUGAAAGGCAACAACCAUGGCUGCCAAUAGCCAGUAUUCUUUACAAGAUGCCCUGAAUGCUAUCUGGGCGGCCAUCGCAGCGCUCAACAGGAGGCUCGAUACGGUGGAUACAAACCUGCAGGAAAAGAUCAAAAUCCUAGCAGGUGGAAAGGCAGAAGAAGGGCAAACCACGGCUGGAGAAGAAAGUAAACCGACAGAGAGCCCAGCUGAACCAGCAGCAGCAGCGGCGGCAAGCCCUGCCCCACAAGAAGCUGGGGGUGAGUCUAACGCAGCAGCCCCGGAAGCAGCCAGCCAAGACACCAAACCUGCCCAGGAACCAGCUCAAGUGAAGCCAGCAGAAGAAACUACUACCAAAGAGGAAACUCCGGCUGCAGAGCCUCAGCCAGCAGCCGUUGAAGAAAAAUCAUCAGAACCUGCAUCAGAGGAGCCUAAAGCAGAAUCAGCAGCAUCACCAGAACCAGUAUCAACGGAACCAGCAGCUGCUGAAGCUGUACCAACCGAACCAUCGGAACCAUCAUCAGUACCAUCAACUCAACCAGAUGAGCCUGCUCCUGUAUCAGCAGAACCUGAACCCGUCAAAGAACAAGCGCCUUCAGAACCAUCCCAACCAGAGCAGGUACCGUCAGAACCUGAACCAACACCUGCUGCACCUGUUGUAGCUGCUGCUCCUGCAGAGCCCUCACCUGCACCCCCUGCACCAGUUGAAAGUGCACCCGAGGAACCGUCCCAACCAGAACCUGAACCAGCAGCAUCAGAAGCCACUCCAGAGCCUGCACCAGAAACAACACCAGAACCAGUAACACCAGUAGUAGAACCUUCCCAAGAACCCACUCCAGAACCCACACCUGCACCUGCACAAACAGAUUCAGUGGAGGAACCAAAAGCAGAAGAGCCUUCAGAACCAACAGAAGUUACAACUCCUUCAGAGACACCGGUUGAGACACCAUCGGAAGCACCGAUGGAAGCUCCAUCAGAAGCACCUGUCGUAACACCAUCAGAAGCACCAGUAGAAACACCUUCAGCUCCAGUGGAAACACCUGCUCAGGCACCAGUAGAGACGCCUUCAGAGACACCGGUAGAAGUACCAGCUGAAACACCUGCAGAAACGCCAGCCGAAACACCAGCAGAAAUACCAGCAGAAACACCGGCAGAAACACCGGCAGAAACACCUGCUCAAACUCCGGCAGAAACACCAGCUGAAACACCAGCAGAAGCACCAGUAGAAACACCCGUAGAAGCACCAUCAGAAACACCUGCAGACACACCAGCUGACACACCAGCUGAAGCACCAGCUGAAACACCAGCAGAAACACCAGCAGAAACAGCAGCAGAAACACCAGUUGAAACACCGGCAGAAACACCUGCUCAAACACCGGCAGAAGCACCAGCUGAAACACCAGCAGAAACACUGACAGAAACACCGGUUGAGCCUGCUGCAGAACCCGAGCCAGCCAAACCCGAGACUGCUGCAGAACCCGAGCCAGCAGCGACCUCCGAGAACACCGCACCAGAGGUGAACGGAGAUGCCGCCCCUGAGGCCGAUCAGCCAGCUGAGACACCAGCUCCAGAGGAACCAUCCAAGGAGACCGCAGCGGUAGAAGCCAAAGAGGCCGAUGACAGUCCUGUAUCAGAAUCAGCAAUUACAAAUGGACCAUCGGGAGACCAACCCACAGAGGAGAAGAAGACGUCUGUUGAAUUCCGCUGGGAGGAGGGUGGACAGGAUGUCUUUGUCACCGGUAGCUUCAAUGACUGGAAAGAAAGAGUGCAACUAACGCAAGUUGAUGGCUGCUUCAGUGUUAAAAUGGACCUCCUUGCAGGAGACUACAGCUACAAGUUUGUAGUCGAUGGUGAAGACAAGGUAGACUCCAAGCAGGCCACCGUAGAAGGCGAGCUCGGUCUGAACAACACCGUAACUGUGGCAUGAAUGCAACACCAUCGGUCGUAGAGUUUAUAACGUCUGUAAAUUUCUUUGCUGAUCAGCUGCAUGGAAUCCUACAGCCGCUUGGUCCUGUACUGUAACUAACGCUAGAAUUUUAUGUUUAAAGAAUGUGGGAACCGAUUCGCCAUUCAUUUGGAAUGGAGAGAGAAAAAAAAAGUUGGAUGCUAUUUCCAGUCAUUCCCUUGUAUUUAUGGCUGUGCAGUUAAAUAAAACAUUCAUGAAAUGAUAUGUGUUCAUUUUGUAGAUCAGAGGUUUCAAAAACAUGCCUCCUCGAAGCCACUGCUACAGAUACAGCAUGAAAAAAAGAAGAAAAUCAUGUAUUCUUUAUAUCUCUUUUUAUAUAUCCAUUGUAAAUCCAAGUAAUAUUGAUUAAUCAAUUGAAUAUUUGAAAUGAUUCCCAAAUGUACAGUUAUUUUGCAACAAAUAUAAUGUAAUAUUAUGUAAGGGUCAUGACCUGUUGCUAUUACUUCUAUAGAUAUCUUGCUUUUAUCCCAGUCUGGAUAAUAGUGAUAGCAUGAAGUUAUGAAAAGCUAAAAUCCUGUCAUGGCUUGAAGAAAGAAAGAAGCUUUGAUGAUCAACUAUGUCCAAAAAAUGAUGUGCAUAAUGAUUACAAAUGUUGUAAGAUAUCAGAAUGGUAAUGUUAUGUGAGCCUUGUACUGCAUGUGCAUAAGAUAAGAAUCUUUGCUUUAACUGGCCAGUGAGAUUGUAUAUGCUUAGCUUGUGUAAUAUCGAAGCAUUGGAUAUUCCAAUGUGAUCUAUAGCUUCAAAAUUUUGAGCUGGAGAAUUAUUUAUAAAGAACUCUUCAAAAACAAUGUAAAUUUGAGUUGGAGAGCUUCAUACUUCAUGGAGGUAGGUAGGGGUUAUGUUUUGAUGAUGUCGAUUGUUACCGAGUCUAUGAUUUUUGAAGACUGCCUUCUGGGUAAUUUAGUCGAAAUGCUGGUAUUUCACAUUAGCAAGCUGGGUAUUAUUAUGAUUUUAUUGUUUAUGUAUGAGAAAUGAUUUUAGCCAGGAACAAAUGGAACAAAAAUGAUGUAUUUAUGGUUUGAAGGUUUAACCCUCAAUGUAUCUCUGUUCACCUUAAUUUGCAUAUACACAUUUAAAGUGUUAUAUUUAUAAAUUGUUUUAAUUGUACUGUUUGGUGUAAUCAUUUAUUAUGUAUACAUGCAUUUUUUUUUUCUAUUUAAAUGAUUAUUUUUAGUAGCGUUUAUGGUAGAUGGUAUUAGCUGGUAUUGUAUUUAGAGUAGGUGUAGUUCAUUGAAAACAAUUUGUAAUUCAGUAUUUUGACGACAUUUGCAAAAGCACUGCAAUUAUUUCAAACAGUAAGAAUCUGCAUACAUCCAAGUGCCUGUGUGAUGUAUUUUGUAUUUGUUAAUGCAUUGUAACUUUGUAAUGAAAUGAAUAUCAACUCACAUUCAGCAUUAGUUCUUUAAGGAUGUAAAAAAUUGUCAUCAAAGUGCAAAGUGUAUUUUACAUAUUAUUUCUGAUGGCAGAAUUGGUACAAAAAAUAUGCUUAUGGAAACAAAAUUCACGAUUUAACAAAAGGAUUUAACAAAAGACUUGUUUUAAUAAUCAAGUGAUAUUUCAAAACAAAGUCUGAUUGUACUCUGCGGUUUUUACAUUAAAUGUGCAGGGAAUUAGUGGACAUUCAAAUGUCUUUCUUUAAAUGAUCUAAUGUUUAUGACCAUCAUUGUGGGAGGUUUUAAAUCUAUUGCAGCAGAAAAUCAUAAAAGAAAAAGAGAUAUAAGUUGAAAAAUAGUCUGAUUAUUAUUUAAUCACCUAUUCAGACAGGAAAUGUGGUUAUGAAUUAUUUUGAUCACCAAAUGGUAUUAGCAAUAAACAACAAACCCAGGGUCGCCAUUUUUUAGUUCCACGUGCCUUGAUCUACACGGCAGCCAGAAGCCAAGAAUCAGAACGUGCUGGUUUUUUUUGUAUUGUGUUUUUGUAUCAUCCAUGUUAAUUUACAUUACAAACCAAAUCAUCAACAAUGUGUGCUAUGUAUAGUGCCUUGCCAAACAGCCAAAGCCUACAUGGAAAUGCCAUUAUACGUACAAUUGAUUUGAUAGCAACUCAGAAAUCAUCAUAAAAUACUGUUUAUAUUUCGUGUUUAAUGUAAUAUGCUAUAUCCGUACAAUCAAUUUGAUUGCAUCUCAGAAAUCAUCAUAAAAUACUGUUUAGGGUUGUUGAUUUUUUAAUAUCGUCAGCUCAGCAGACAUCAGAUACAGUUUAGUUUUGUCUAUUUUGAUUCAUAGAUUCUUGCCUCUAUUAUUUUUCUUAGCCAAAUUCGGACAACUCGUGAUCACCAUGUGCAAAUAUCUGAUUUUCUUUUUAUUGUUUGAUACCGUGUAAUGUACAAUGUAUUUGUAUUAUGUAUUCCCCUCUAUUAACCCCCCCCCCCCCACCUCCCCCUCCGCCCAUCUACCUAAUUCCAUCCACAUAUCACUCUUUCUCUCUCUCUCUCUCUCUCUCUCUCUCUCUCUCUCUCUCUUUCUCUCCAAUGUUCUGGAUAAAAAAAACCAAUGAUUUAUAACUUGGUUACUUCAUGAUAUUGCAAAUAGAUUCUGAGAAUCAGCUAUGCGACAUAUCAAAUGAAUCAUCAGACAAUUGAUUUGAUUUGUUUAUUUUUAUUAGUAUAUGUUCAAUCUUUCCUGCAUCUAUCAGUGGUGUGACUUUUGUAUUAGUUUAAGCAUUUCUUUUAAUCUCUCUACAGAAAAAUAUAUAUGCAGAGAAGCAGGUAGAAAUAUCUACAGUCACAAGCAAUCUACCACCAUCCUAACACCUAAAUUCAGGAAAAAAUAUAUUGUCAUUUUAAUGGUUACCAGUAACUCUAUGUUUUGUGUUAAUUUUUUUUGCAAGAGAAUGAGUUUCUUGUCUGAGAAAUGGAAACGUGUAAGCUGGAUGAUAUAUAUAUGUUGUAUUUGUACAUGACCAGUCCAUGCAUGUAUGUUUGGAUUAUUUUACUUUUCACGAGGACUGCUAUCUACAAGGAUUGCAAUUUGUUACAAUCGGUUCCAAUUCUUGAUAUUCAAGUAAAUGGAAAGGGGGUUGGUAUGCAUUGAGACAUAAGAACCAUCAUAUGAGUUUGUAUGGAUAGCAAACAGACUUUGCUUUCGAUUAUAUUACUUCUUAAAAGAUAGCUGACAAUUUUCCUAGAAAUCAUAUGAUUUUUUCCUAGAAAUUAUGCAAUUUUUGUGUGCUUUUCCAGUCAAAUCCCAAACCUUCACUUCUGUUCCUUUGCUUCAUGUAGACUUAUGAUUAUAAGGUUAAGGUAUCUUAGCAAUAACAGUUAGUGCUAUCAUACCAGUAUGUGUUGGUUGCUUUUGUCUGUAGCACGAUGCACAGUGCAUUUCUGUCUGUAAAUUUGCAAUAACACAGCAAAUGAAAGUGUACUUGUAAUGUUUACAUGCCUUGGUCAUUCUACAUGCUUAUAUAUUGAACAGUAAAACUUGCACAAUCGAAUGUAAAAUAUAAUUGAAAAUGAUAAAAAAAAAUACUGAAUUGAUUUUGAGCUAAUGAAGUACCUUGUAUGUAUACCCACAAUAAAAUGUUAUUCAAUGA
This is a messenger RNA of Lytechinus pictus (painted urchin), 5762 nucleotides long. Its product is annotated as cell surface glycoprotein 1-like. Bases 285 to 2192 code for a protein of 635 amino acids. Lineage: Eukaryota; Metazoa; Echinodermata; Echinoidea; Temnopleuroida; Toxopneustidae. The record is from RefSeq and is a predicted model, not a curated record. The transcript has 10 exons.